AUGGCUCCUCUCCACGCCACAAAGGCACUCUCACGCUCGCAAGAUCUCGCCAUUGAGGUCAUCGAGCGCAUCGGAUCGUCCAUUUCAAUGGCCUGCGUUUUAUUCCUCAUGUCGACUUUCCUAGCCUAUCGGAGACUCCGUACUCCGUCGAAUACCCUCCUCUUCAGUGCAUCACCUGCAAAUCUCUUCGCUGGCAUUGCAUCUCUUAUUGGUAGAGCUGGCCUGAGCCGUCCCAAUGCCACAACCUGUCAGGUCCAAGGUUUCUUCUUAGAAUGGUUCAUGCAAGCAGACGCCUGGUGGGCAUGCGCUGGAGCCCUCAACGUUAUGCUCGUCUUCUUUUACCGGUACAACGCAGAACAGCUUCGGCGUCUCAACCCCAUCUAUUGGCUCAUCUGCUACGGUAUCCCUGCCAUCCCAGCUGUCUUCAGCUUGAUAUUUAGAAAGAACGGCAAGCAAAUGUACGGAGAUGCUACACUCUGGUGCUGGUACUCCACCAACUACAUAAUGGUCCGCCUCUACGCCUACUACAUACCCAUCUGGGUGGUCGUCUCCCUCGCCAUGAUAAUCUACACGCUCGUCGGCAUCAAGAUCCACCGGAACAACGUGCUCCUGCACUCCAUCCAAGCCACACCGCUCUCAAACCUCUGCUCCCGCACCUUCGAGCACGAAAUCGCGUACUCGGCAGCUCCUCCCCGCUGGAGCCUCCCAGGAGAGAACGAUAUGAACGGUGCAUCCACAGUCACGAUCUCCGCUCCCCCCUUCCGCCUAGGCCACUGCGCAGUCCUGAAAUCGAUGUUCGUUACGUUCUUGAAUAUCUGGCAGGACGACAGCAACCUCAGCCCUUCCGAUCGCACAACCAUGGCUUAUUCACGCGUAGCUUUCCUCUUCUUCGCUUCGAAUCUCAUCACCUGGGUCCCAGCGUCCGUGAAUCGCGUGUACGCGCUUCUGCACCCCGCCGAGCCGUCGUUCUCCCUUAAUGUUUUUGCGGCGAUUGUGCUCCCGCUGCAGGGACUGUGGAAUUGCAUUAUUUACCUCGUGGUCAAUAAGACGUUGUUUAAGGAGAUAUUCCGUGAAUGGAAGGUUAAUAUGCAGAGAGGAAGAAAGGCCCCUGAUUCGACGACUGAGAGUAGAGAUAUCGAGGUUGAUUUCAAUGAUUUGGGACAGAGUGAUGAGGAUGAGUACAAGAUGCAGGAUCUCCUGGAGGCCUUGAGAGGAUGA
Molecule: messenger RNA, 1218 nt
Organism: Hyaloscypha bicolor E
Lineage: Eukaryota; Fungi; Ascomycota; Leotiomycetes; Helotiales; Hyaloscyphaceae
Exons: 3
Coding region: 1-1218 (405 amino acids)
Biological process (GO): cell surface receptor signaling pathway; adenylate cyclase-activating G protein-coupled receptor signaling pathway
Cellular component (GO): plasma membrane
Molecular function (GO): G protein-coupled receptor activity
Source: RefSeq, a predicted model, not a curated record